Sporisorium graminicola is the source of this 924-nucleotide messenger RNA. RefSeq lists its product as uncharacterized. The record is from RefSeq and is a predicted model, not a curated record. Bases 1 to 924 code for a protein of 307 amino acids. Gene Ontology annotation, biological process: mRNA splicing, via spliceosome. NCBI's taxonomy places the organism in Eukaryota, Fungi, Basidiomycota, Ustilaginomycetes, Ustilaginales, Ustilaginaceae. Gene Ontology annotation, cellular component: post-mRNA release spliceosomal complex; U2-type spliceosomal complex. The transcript has a single exon.
AUGCAAGGCUUCAACAUGGGCCGCUAUCGGCCACCAGAUGCCGACCCGCGCACUGCGUCCUUCAACGCCACACGCCACCCGCUCGGCAAGCGCGCUCGCCACCUCGCCUCCCAUGGCAUCCUCACCGUCCGCUUCGAACUGCCCUUCCACGUCUUCUGCCUCUCGUGCUCCUCUCACAUCGCCCAAGGAGUGCGUUUCAAUGCAGACAAGAAACAGGAGGGCGAGUAUCUCUCCACCAAAAUCUGGGGAUUUACGUGCAAGUGCCCUCACUGCUCGAGCAAGUUUGAAAUUCGAACGGAUCCGCAGCAUGCGCAAUACGUUGUGGAGUACGGUGUCAAGAAGCAGAAUCAAGAGUGGGAGCCGGAGGAAAACGGUGGCCAUCCUGUGUUCGACACUCAGAAGAGGACGGAUGAUGGCGGAAGAGACGCGUUUGCGCAGGUUGACAAGCAGACGAAGGAGAGCGCUAAAGCAAAACAGCGCGAGCAGCGCGUUCAGGAGCUAUUAAAUGCACAGGAGCAGUGGAGCGACCCGUACAGCCGCAACGCUCAACUGCGCAAGACCUUUCGAAAGGACAAAAGGAAGCGCGUCGAACAGCUGGAGAGCGAUCUGCAGGUAAAGCAGCGCAUUGGGUGGAAUCACGACAAACAGUUGCUCGACACUUCGCCGGCCACCGCGGAACGGGAUAGGCAAGCUUGGAGGGAUGCGAAAGGCUCAAGUAGGGCGAGCACGUCGAGUAAAAAGGUGAUUGAAGCAGGCUCAUCGAACAAGGGAGGAAGCAAAGCGACAUCAGCCGCGCAGAGGCUGCGUGCUACGUUAGUGGCGAAUACGAUCAAGAAGAAGGAUCCCUUCUUGAGUCAGAUGCAGGCGCAGAGGCAAUCUCGCUCAUCCACUUCGUCGCCUCGCUCAUCGUCCAACCAUAUCUAA